CGGCGCCGGUGUGACGUCACGGGAAGCAUGGCGGCUCUGGCGCUGUGGCUGUGGCUGCUGCGGGCGCCGGGCGCGCUGGGGGCCGAGCCGCGGUAUCGGCCGGACUGGGCCAGCCUGGACGCGCGGCCACUGCCCGCCUGGUUCGACCGCGCCAAGGUGGGGGUGUUCGUGCACUGGGGGGUGUUCGCCGUGCCUGCCUGGGGCUCCGAGUGGUUCUGGUGGCACUGGCGGGGCGAGCGCCGCCCCGACUACGAGCGCUUCGUGCGGAGCCGCUUCCCGCCCGGCACUGCCUACGCCGACUUCGCCCCACGCUUCACCGGCCGCGACUUCGAGCCCCGGCAGUGGGCGCGGCUCUUCCAGCGCGCGGGGGCCAGGUAUGUGGUACUGACCACGAAGCAUCAUGAAGGCUUUGCCAACUGGGGGUCUCCUGUGUCCUGGAACUGGAAUUCGCUGGAUACCGGACCCCACCGAGAUGUUGUAGGAGAGCUGGGAGAAGCCCUUAGGGAGAGCAACAUACGCUAUGGCCUGUACCACUCCCUGCUAGAGUGGUUUAAUCCACUCUAUCUAGCUGACAAAGAAAGUGGCUUCAAGACCCAGAACUUCGUUUUAAAGAAGACAAUGCCAGAACUUUAUGAUCUUGUCUUAAAAUAUAAACCAGAUUUGAUUUGGUCGGAUGGAGACUGGGAAGCUCCGGAGUCGUACUGGAAUUCUACCUCUUUCCUUGCCUGGCUUUAUAACGAUAGUCCCGUCAAGGACACUGUUGUUGUUAAUGAUCGCUGGUGUAACAACUGCUCUUGCCAUCAUGGAGGCUACUACAAUUGUGCUGACAAGUACAAGCCAGGGACCCUGCCAACUCACAAGUGGGAAAUGUGCUCCUCCAUUGAUAAGCUUUCCUGGGGCUAUCGAAGCAACAUGAACAUUGCUGAGUUAAUGGAUGAAGCACAUAUCAUCGAGGAACUAGUGCAGACUGUGAGUUUUGGAGGCAACUACCUUCUCAAUGUGGGGCCUACAAAAGAAGGGGUGAUUGUUCCCAUAUUCCAAGAAAGACUUCUGGCGCUUGGGAGGUGGCUGGAGACUAAUGGGGAGGCAAUUUAUGAAUCAAAGCCGUGGAGAGUACAGAUGGAGAACAGUACAGUCACGGUCUGGUACACUUCUAAAGUACCAGUGGUCUAUGCCAUCUUUCUGAUCUGGCCUCAAGACAGUGUUUUGGAGCUCACCUCGCCCACUCCAUCUCCAGCUACACAAGUGACAAUGCUGGGUUUUACAGGGCCUCUGGAGUGGGAGCAUUCCCGGGGUAAAGGACUGCUUAUAAACCUGCCCUACAUGCUUCCCUCUCUGCCUCCCCAGUCUGGCUGGACUAUCAAGCUGGAGGGUGUGAAGUGACGGCUGCAGGUUGAAAGCAACUGUCUCCCCUGCGUCUGUUUUAAAUUGAGCCUAAGAGAGUUCUUCAUUUGUUGUUGAAUAAACUGUUUUUCUCUAAGACCAAUUAUGUUC
Molecule: messenger RNA, 1494 nt
Organism: Cuculus canorus (common cuckoo)
Lineage: Eukaryota; Metazoa; Chordata; Aves; Cuculiformes; Cuculidae
Gene: FUCA1
Product: alpha-L-fucosidase 1
Exons: 8
Coding region: 28-1383 (451 amino acids)
Biological process (GO): glycoside catabolic process; fucose metabolic process
Cellular component (GO): lysosome
Molecular function (GO): alpha-L-fucosidase activity
Source: RefSeq, a predicted model, not a curated record